Molecule: messenger RNA, 243 nt
Organism: Linum tenue
Lineage: Eukaryota; Viridiplantae; Streptophyta; Magnoliopsida; Malpighiales; Linaceae
Source: the annotation of a GenBank genome assembly
AUGGUGUCUUUCAGGACCAGAGCCACCACCAUGAACGGAACCGCAUGUACGGCUGCGGCGGAAAUGAGCAUCUACGAUCUGCUGGGGAUACCGGAGUCGGUGAGCCUGAGAGAUAUUAAGAUGGCGUACAAGCAGCUGGCGAGAAAGUACUACCCGGACGUCUCGCCGCCCGAUCGGGUCGAGGAGUAUACCCAGAGGUUCAUUCGGGUCCAGAAGGCUUACGAGACGCUGUCGGAUCCCUGA